Camelus dromedarius (Arabian camel) is the source of this 954-nucleotide messenger RNA. It is a transcript of the gene NANOG, whose product is annotated as Nanog homeobox. Gene Ontology annotation, biological process: regulation of transcription by RNA polymerase II. NCBI's taxonomy places the organism in Eukaryota, Metazoa, Chordata, Mammalia, Artiodactyla, Camelidae. The coding region runs from base 15 to 950 and encodes 311 amino acids. Gene Ontology annotation, molecular function: RNA polymerase II cis-regulatory region sequence-specific DNA binding; DNA-binding transcription factor activity, RNA polymerase II-specific. The record is from RefSeq and is a predicted model, not a curated record. The transcript is spliced from 4 exons.
UUCAUCUCAACAACAUGAGCGCCGACGCCGAUUGUCCCCAAAGCCUGCUUUGCCCCGAAGCAUCCAAUUCUAGGGAGACUUCACCAAUGCCUGAGCCUUAUGGGCCUGAAGAAGAUUACACAUCCUUGCAGAUGUCAUCUGCUGAGACAGCCGACACGGAGACUGUCUCUCCUCUUCCUUCCUCCAUGGAUCUGCUUAUUCAGGACAGCCCUGAUUCUUCCACCAGCCCCAGAGUAAAACCACUGCCCACUUCUGCAGAGAGCAGCACAGAGAAGCAGGAAGAGAAGGUCCAGGUCAAGAAACAGAAGGUCAGAACCGUGUUCUCCCAGACCCAGCUGUGUGUGCUCAAUGACAGAUUCCAGAGGCAGAAAUACCUCAGCCUCCAGCAGAUGCAAGAACUUUCCAACAUCCUGAACCUUAGCUACAAACAGGUUAAGACCUGGUUCCAGAACCAGAGAAUGAAAUGUAAGCGGUGGCAGAAGAACAACUGGCCAAGGAACAGCAGCAGCGUGACUCAGGGCUCAGCAACCACAGAACACCCGGGCCUCUAUUCUUACCACCAAGGAUGCCUGGCGAAUACUUCCGGAAACCUUCCCAUGUGGGGUAACCAGACCUGGAAUAGCCCAACUUGGAACAGCCAGACCUGGAACAGCCAGUCUUGGGGCAGUCACUCCUGGAACAGUCAGCCCUGGUGCCCCCAAGCCUGGAAUAACCAGACUUGGAACAACCAGGCCUGGAACAGUCAGUUCAGCAACUGUGUCGAGGAAUUCCUGCAGCCCCACAUCCAGCUCCAGCAAAACUCUCCUUUCAGUGAUUUGGAGGCCGCCUUGGAAAGUGCUGGGGAAAGCCAUAAUGUAAUACAGCAAGCUGCUAAGUAUGUCAGUCCCCAGCAGCAGAUCAUGGAUUUAUUCCCCAGUUACUCCAUGAACAUGCAGCCUGAAGAUGUGUGACGAU